AUGUCAUCGAGGCCGCCCAAGCGUAUGCCUGUUAGUGUCGCUCCAAGGCCCAGAAGGAUACAGCCGAUGAGGAGAGCAGCCACUAUGAAUAAAUUCGACACAACGAAAAGAGUCGUUCCAGCGGCAACUUUCAUCCCACCGAAAAGGGUUGCCAUCGCAAAGAAAACAGCUCUAGUAAAAAACACCGUUACUACGAUGAAAACUUCAGAUCGAUCAGUCGAGUCCAAGAAGGUGCCGAAAAAGGAAACGAAAAUCGUGGAAAAAGAAAAAGAAAAACCCAAACCAAAAACUGAAGACUAUAAGCUGAAACCUACGGCUGAAGGACAUUACGAACUAAGCCCGGAAAUGUCUCGUGCAUUGGAUUCUGAGUUAGAACACAUAAUGAUUAAGGUGUGGCAAGAGUUCCCCGAUGAUCCAACUACGGAUGAAGAGAAACUUGUUUCUGAAAAGUUCAGAAAUGAAGCCGGUGACGAUCUAAGAAAUAUUUUAGGAUUAAGUGUGACAAAGCGACUGGUGAACCUGCACGGUUCUUUGUUUGUUAAGAUUCAAUUCAUGAAGCGGCCUGAGAGAGGUAGUUUAAGAGAAUUUAUCAAGAAAUAUAACUUCAUAACCUUCAAGCGCAUCGAUAAUGGAGUAAACAUGUUCGUAGCCCAACUGAGUAAUAUCGUUGAUUUUGAUCGCCUUUGCGCUCCUAAACAUGUUUAUUGUGGGCGAGACAGAGUAAAAGUGACACCGUGUUAUAGUUUUACGUACUGCCCGCCAAACUUGAGAACAAUUUUUAGCGACAGAUACGUAGAUGAGGAAAAGAGCAAAAACAUUGGUGCCGCAGAAAAUAAAACCGAGGCUACCGAGCAAACUGCUGAACAUAAUAAAACAGCAGAAACUAAUACAAAUGCGAAAGAAGAAAAAAUUGAAGCAAACGAAAAUAAAUCCUCAAAUACUAAAACUUCCGAUGUUAAAACUGAAACUGUCAUAAAAGCAACGGAGAUAAUAUCCCACCCAAAAGACGAUAUCAAAACAAUGGAAAAUCUAAAAACAAGCUCGAAAGAGAUGAUAGAAUCUAAAAGUGAAUAUACACAAGAUAAAAGCAAAAGUAUCCCUAAUAAACCUAAGGCAAAAGAACCAUCUUCAUCAAACGAUUCUAAAGAACAAACAAUCAAAAAACCAAAUUUAAAACAACCUGUACUGACAACAAAAGAAGUCAAAGAAAAUAAAAAUAUUGAUUUGAAAAAAAAUCUAGACGCUUUCAUGGAUUUUAACGAGGAAGAUCAAGAAGUUAUCUCAGAAUAUAAAUAUGAUGAUGACGAAGAAUUGGACGACAAGGACAUUCUUGCAUUAAUAUCUGAAGGAAUAGUUCUAGAUGAGUGUAGUGGUUCAGAGGUAGAGUGA
This is a messenger RNA of Parnassius apollo (apollo), 1389 nucleotides long. The record is from the annotation of a GenBank genome assembly. NCBI's taxonomy places the organism in Eukaryota, Metazoa, Arthropoda, Insecta, Lepidoptera, Papilionidae.